Lepisosteus oculatus (spotted gar) is the source of this 856-nucleotide messenger RNA. Its product is annotated as L antigen family member 3-like. Gene Ontology annotation, cellular component: EKC/KEOPS complex. Lineage: Eukaryota; Metazoa; Chordata; Actinopteri; Semionotiformes; Lepisosteidae. The record is from RefSeq and is a predicted model, not a curated record.
GCAGCCUGACAAGCAUUCUGUGAACUGGAGUUUUAUUUUUGUACUCAGACUUGAUUAGUCUUAUUGAUUUUUGUAUUUGUGCAAAAUUAGCGUGUAGCGAAGAAUAAAUGUUUUUAUCAAUUAUAAUAACACGGAGAUAUAUUUAGCAAAAAUACGAGGGGUUUUAUCACGAUUGUGUGAACGAAUCUGCUCCUUCUAAAUCCCACGCUGAAAGUACUUGUGAUGUCACAUCCAAGAUGGCGGUACACUGCAGUGAAACAAGCGGACAGGCGAAACUGGAAUUUGCUCUGCGCAUCCCGUUCCCCUCGGAGCGCGAGGCACGGAUCGCUCUUCAGUCUCUCUCUCCUGACCGUGAGCCGCGCAGAGGGGGGAUCGGCAAGGAAAUGAGGGCGGCAGACAACGUCCUGUCCGUGACUUGGGCCGCGGACGAGGCCAGGAUUCUGAGAGUGUCAGUCGGGUCGUUCAUGGAUCACUUGGCACUGGUUCUGGAGACUAUGGAGGAGUUCGGACCCCCAGCAGCCCCCUGACCCAGCCUGGCUCUGUGGUCCAGCAAAUCAGCCUCCAUUCUGGGGGAGAACAAAAGGUUGAGAGAGAUGUUGGUGGGGUUGCUGGAACAAGGCAGGGGUACAAUGCAGGGCCAUUUCAGAGAAUGUCCAUUUGAUUGACUGCACAAGGACGACGGACAUUACGUGAGGAAAAUGAAAAUCCCAGCCAACAACACUAGGUGUUAGUGUGGUCUUACAUCCAACACAGGCUUCUGAGCUUGCACUGCAGUACAGUAAAUACUGGAAACGUGUGUAUGGUGUGACAUGUACACAGUGUAAAUACAAACUAAUAAAGACUGUUUUCUAAACUG